Molecule: messenger RNA, 2301 nt
Organism: Plasmodium relictum
Lineage: Eukaryota; Apicomplexa; Aconoidasida; Haemosporida; Plasmodiidae
Product: conserved Plasmodium protein, unknown function
Exons: 1
Coding region: 1-2301 (766 amino acids)
Source: RefSeq, a predicted model, not a curated record
AUGAACAGUACAAAUGAAAUUAAUAAUGAUGGAAAAAUAAAUUAUCAUCACAACUUGAGAAAAAAUAGAAAACCACGUAAUUAUGAUUUUGAGUAUUUUGAUGAAUCCCUAAAUAAACCAAAAUGUAGAAAAAAAAGAAAAAAAAAAAAAACAUUGAAAAGUAUAGUAGGUUGUAUUAAUAAAAAUAUAAAUUCUCUUAAUAUGCAUAAACUUAAAAGAUCAUAUAUAAAAAGAAAAUAUAAACAAAAAAAUUUUUGCAGUAACGGUGAUAUAAUAAAAGACAGAAGUGAAUAUAUUUUAGACAAAAACUAUUAUUUAUCACAUAAAUCAAUUAAUAUUGAAAAUCCCUACCUUAAAAAUAAUAAAACAAAAAAGUUUAAUUUAGACAAAAAUGUGUAUUUAUUUAAUUCAAGUAUUACUUUAAGGAAUAAUAAUAUAAAAGCAGAUAGAAUAUGUGAAUAUUUAACUUACAAAACUAAUACUAUAUGGAAAUAUAUGGGAUCAACAGUUAAAUUUAAAUUACUAAAUGAUCAACAAGAAAAAUAUAUUUUUUUGAAGAAUAUGAAGAAACAUAUAAUAUUUGAAAUUAUUAAAAUAGCUAUGUUUGCGUUGCUGAAAGUUAAUUUAAAUGAUAAUAAUAUUUAUACACUUAAGUUUAUAGGUAUGCAAAAAACAUUAAAAAAAAAUUAUGAUAAUAAUAAUGUAUUAUUAAGAAAUAGUUGUCAAGUGAAUGAAAAUAAUUUUGAUUAUAAUAAUGAUAAAAAUAGUAAUGAAAAAAAAAAAAGUGAAUAUAAGAAAAAUAAUUGUAAGACAAAACAGGAGAAUAAGGAUUUAAGUAAUUCUUCAAAUGAUAAAAAAUAUUUGAAUUUUUUUAGUACUAAUUCUAAAGAUUCUAAGUUGAACAUAAAUAAAAGAUUAGAAAUAAAAAAUGAUAUAUUAAAUCAAGGGGUAACUGUAUCAGAAAUAUUAGAUUUUGUAAAAGAAAAAUACGAAAAAUACUACGAAAAUGUUAAACAAUAUAUUGUGACUACAUUAAACAUAUACUGUGCUUUAAAUAUUUUUAAAUUAAUUAGAAGAGGUAGAUAUGCUAUUUGCAAAUAUGAUAAUUUUAAUAUUUUUAAAGUGAAAUAUUAUAGAAAAUAUCAUAAAUUUUUUUAUUCUUUAAAAGGGGAAGAAGAAAUUCUAAUGAAUAUUAAAAAUUAUUUGAAAUCUUUUUAUUACGAUAAAAACAAAGAAAAAAAUGUUACAACAAGUAAAGAAGUUUAUCAAACAAAUAAAUACGAUCUUUAUAAUACAAUUAAUGAAAAAAAUAAAAUAAUUAAAAAAAGAAAAAAAAGAAAUGUAACUAAAGAUAAAGUAGGUAUCAAUAACAUAAAUAUAAAAGAAAAUGUACUUGAUACAACUUAUACUUCAUGUAAAAAUAAAAGGUAUGGAAGUUCUAUAGAUGAUAUUCCUUUAUAUAAUAAUAAUAAUAAACCAAAUGAUUUUAAAAAUAAUGUGUUGUUAUCUGUUAAGAAAAGGGGGAAAAAAAAAGUAAAAAAAGUUAAGGAUAGUCAAACUGAUGUUGUAUAUGAGUCAAAUAGUAAUGAGGAUAUAACUGAGCCUGAAACCAGUGUUAUAAAUAAUAAUACAUAUAAUUCAUUAGAUUACUGUGAUGAUAAAAUAAAAAAUGUUUUCAUUGAUUUAAACAAAAUUAAUAUAAAAUGUAUUAAAGUUGUUUAUGGGAUGAAACAUUUUUUUUGUUCUUAUGAUACUAAAGAAAAAAGUGAUAAAAACUUUGAAAUUAUAAAAGUACAAAAAAAAUAUGACUUAUUAAGAAGGAAACAUAUGAUAAAUAUGAAUUUAAGAUAUAAUUUUCUCUAUAAUACCAAGAGAUUAUUAAAUAGUUAUUGCUAUGUUAAUGACGAUUGUAAUUUAACAAAUACAACAAAUUUUUUUUUAAGAAAUAAUAAUAUAAAAAAGGAAGAAGAAAAAAAGGCACCUCAAUAUGGAAAACAAAAAAAACAAAAUAAUGAAGAUGACUCAUCAAUACACGAAAAAUAUAAUUAUGUUAAUUUUAACUUAAGCUAUAAAACAUUGAGAAAAAAAAUGAUUUGCUUACGACAUUUUACAAGUAAUAGCAAAAAAGAUGAAAAAUGUUUUAAACAGAAGCAUGAAAUAAGAAUAAAAGAUAAAUUACAAAACGCACAUAAUGACUACUUAAUACACACUUACUCGAUUAAUUCUAAUUUUUCUAACCCUUUAAGUAAUGAUGAAUUUUCAAUUAAUUUUGAAAGCCAAUGUUCUCAAAAAAGUAUAUAA